UCUUCUUCUUCACUCGCCAAUGCAGAUUGGUGUCCGUUGCUGAGUAGUAACAGACUUAGCAAACACUAACCAUACCUCCUGUCCAUGGCUUCUCGCAAGGUCUUAUCAUCUCUUCUAAGGUCUUCCGCACGUCGGUCUGCGUCGAAGCCUUCGAUCAUCAACCCUAGAACCCCUUCCCCAUCUCCUACCUCUCGGGCUUCUCCCAAGGGUUUUCUUCUCAACCGUGUUGUAGACUAUGCAACUGCGGCAGCAGCUCCAGCGCCAUCUCCGGCUUCCUCCCCUCCGGCAACUAAGGGUGCUGGUCCCAGCGGUAAGAUCACCGAUGAAUUUACAGGGGCCGGUGCCGUUGGGCGUGUCUGUCAGGUGAUUGGUGCUGUCGUCGAUGUUAGAUUCGAUGAAGGAUUGCCUCCGAUCUUGACUGCUCUUGAAGUUUUGGAUAAUUCGAUCCGCUUGGUCCUCGAAGUUGCGCAGCAUUUGGGAGAGAAUAUGGUCAGGACCAUUGCCAUGGACGGUACCGAAGGGCUUGUUCGUGGUCAGAGGGUUCUUAACACUGGCUCUCCCAUCACUGUGCCUGUGGGCAGGGCUACUCUUGGCCGUAUCAUGAAUGUUAUUGGAGAGCCAAUUGACGAGAGGGGUGAUAUAAAAACCGACCACUUUCUGCCCAUCCAUCGUGAGGCCCCAUCCUUUGUUGAGCAGGCAACCGAACAACAGAUCCUUGUCACUGGAAUCAAGGUUGUGGAUCUCCUUGCACCUUACCAAAGAGGUGGGAAGAUUGGACUGUUUGGUGGUGCUGGUGUCGGAAAAACAGUGCUUAUUAUGGAACUGAUUAACAAUGUAGCAAAAGCUCAUGGUGGUUUCUCCGUCUUUGCUGGUGUUGGGGAGCGUACUCGAGAGGGUAAUGAUCUGUACAGGGAAAUGAUUGAGAGUGGUGUCAUUAAGCUAGGGGACAAGCAGAGUGAUAGCAAGUGUGCUCUCGUUUAUGGUCAAAUGAAUGAGCCUCCUGGUGCUCGUGCUCGUGUUGGGCUUACGGGGUUAACUGUAGCUGAACACUUCAGAGAUGCUGAAGGGCAGGAUGUGCUUCUCUUCAUUGACAAUAUUUUCCGUUUUACUCAGGCAAACUCAGAAGUGUCUGCUUUGCUUGGUCGUAUCCCAUCCGCUGUGGGUUACCAACCAACUUUGGCUACUGAUCUUGGAGGCCUGCAGGAGCGUAUCACCACAACUAAGAAAGGUUCAAUCACGUCUGUCCAGGCUAUUUAUGUCCCUGCAGAUGACUUGACAGAUCCAGCUCCUGCGACCACCUUUGCUCAUCUGGAUGCUACAACUGUGUUGUCCCGGCAGAUCUCUGAGCUUGGUAUUUAUCCUGCUGUUGAUCCCCUUGAUUCGACAUCCCGUAUGCUCUCUCCUCAUAUAUUAGGAGAAGAGCACUAUAACACUGCUCGUGGUGUACAAAAAGUACUUCAGAACUACAAGAAUCUUCAAGAUAUUAUUGCUAUUUUGGGAAUGGAUGAACUCAGUGAAGAUGACAAAUUAACUGUUGCUCGCGCUCGUAAAAUUCAGCGUUUCUUGAGCCAGCCUUUCCAUGUUGCAGAAGUGUUCACGGGUGCCCCUGGGAAGUACGUGGAGUUGAAAGAGAGCAUUACCAGUUUCCAGGGAGUUCUGGAUGGUAAGUUUGAUGAUUUGCCAGAGCAAUCAUUUUACAUGGUAGGAGGAAUUGAAGAGGUUAUUGCCAAGGCUGAGAAGAUUUCCAAGGAGUCGGCCUCUUGAUCACCCUUCAGUUUGACCCCUCUGUAGUUUCUCCAUUACUCUUAAACAUCAAUAAUUUAGAUGAUGUUAAGAAUGC
Messenger RNA from Telopea speciosissima, 1840 nucleotides. RefSeq names its product ATP synthase subunit beta, mitochondrial. Gene Ontology annotation, biological process: proton transmembrane transport; proton motive force-driven mitochondrial ATP synthesis. The transcript is spliced from 9 exons. NCBI's taxonomy places the organism in Eukaryota, Viridiplantae, Streptophyta, Magnoliopsida, Proteales, Proteaceae. The record is from RefSeq and is a predicted model, not a curated record. Bases 85 to 1764 code for a protein of 559 amino acids. Gene Ontology annotation, molecular function: ATP hydrolysis activity; ATP binding; proton-transporting ATP synthase activity, rotational mechanism.